AAAACCGCCAUUUCAACAUAAUAUAUGAAAGUAAGGGGAGGACCCUCAGCGUGCCUGUGCGCCCCAAGACAACCAAUCGUUGUGUACUUUCAACUGUCAGUCAUAAAAAUCUGUCCAAUAGCAGCAGUCCAAUUUCUAAACUCCGUUCCCUACUGCGUGCCCCAACUGUUGUGCCUUCUGCCCAUCGCUUGAGGACAGAGUGGAAAAAGCAGCAAGAAGAGUUACAGACAUGAAAAAAAACGUGUUAGCUUGCUGUGUUUAUUAGUUCAUAUGUGAAUUUAAAAAAAAAAAAACUGCGUGUAUUUGGGAAAACCGGAACAAGUUGCUGUAGAUGGAUCUAAUAGCGUAGGUAGUUAUGGAAACUCUUUUCGGCAAGAGGAAAAUAGCGGGAAAACCACUCCUGGAUUUGGCUGCAACCGGAGCCCAUGUUGAUCAGAACGUGCCAGGCCUCCUGGGCUUACGGGGGUAUCACCCUCCCUCGUGCCAUUCGCACCUUGCACGUGAGGAGAUGGGUCACGAUCCCGCCACGGUGGCGCUCUCGUGUCCCGGAGCCGAACACCCGGCACAGGCAGGCGCCAUAAUAAAGAACAGCGCCCUUCAUCAUCGCCCUGCCCCUGGGAAGCGCGCCGAAGCUCACGUCGCCGGGGGACCUCGCGGGUCUUCUCUCAGCAGCACAGCACGUGUGCAGGUGGCGGGCGCCAAAGCGAGCUGCAGAUCCAGCAGGGGCUGCAACCCCAGGAGAGAGCUCGAACCCUCGGCCUCGGCCAUGCCGCGUGCGUUCGGCGAGCAGCAGUGCACGGCCCCCUCUGCGCAUCACCAGGGGGUGUUCCUCCACCCAGCAGCAGGUGCGCACGCCGGGCACGCGGUAGGUGCCGAUCAUGCGCUCCUCGCCGGACUUCGCGAUGACGCCGCCCUAGAUUUCAACCACUUCGCUCUGAACGGGCGACUGGGUCUCCAGGACUUGUACAGAACCGCGGAGACCACGGGCCCCACGCCCGACCGCCUCGGCACGAGUCUUCACGCCUACAACUCGGAGAACGUGCACGUGAGCGUGGCUUCCGGCAGACGCGCGGCGGCGGCGGCUGCGGCGGCGGCGGCGGACGCCUUGCUGAGGUGCGCGAGGCAGCCCGGCGUCAAGCAAGAGCUGAUCUGCAAGUGGAUCGACCGGCACCAGAGUCCGGGGAAGCCCUGUUCCAGAACAUUCGGCAGCAUGUACGAGCUGGUGGGCCACGUGUCGGUGGAGCACGUCGGCGGUCCCGAGCAGAGCAGCCACGUGUGCUUCUGGGAGCGGUGCCCGCGGGAGGGAAAGGCGUUUAAAGCCAAGUACAAACUGAUCAAUCACAUCAGGGUGCACACGGGCGAGAAGCCCUUCCCGUGUCCCUUCCCGGGCUGCGGCAAAGUGUUCGCGCGAUCCGAGAACCUCAAGAUUCACAAGAGGACGCACACGGGGGAAAAGCCUUUUAAAUGUGAAUUUGCUGGCUGCGACAGGAAGUUUGCCAACAGCAGUGACAGAAAGAAGCACUCCCACGUCCACACGAGCGACAAGCCCUACUACUGCAAAGUGCAGGGCUGCAACAAGUCCUACACGCACCCCAGCUCACUGAGGAAACACAUGAAAGUGCAUUUCAGCACUUCUCCACCCCCAUCUCCCGAUAAGCCCCCUUUGCGCUCCUCGUGCGGCUCUCUCGGAGAGUCCCUGUCCCCGACCUCUGGCCCUCCGAGGGGCCUUUCGGACAUCCUUUCCCCUAAAUUGACUAACAUCAGUGAGUGGUAUGUGUGCCAGGGGAGCGCAGCACCCAGUGUCCUUUGCACACCUCCCAGUGACACUCUUACGUCUGAUUCGGAGGACUCUUUCAAAAACUCAGACCUAAGGACAAUAUUCUGAUUGUGUGCUAUUAUGUUGUUUUCUGUACAUUUACAUUAAAACUAUAAGGUUAAUCAGUUUCGAAUCUGGUCAACUAUCAGAAAAGUGAUGCUGAAGUUCUUAUAGCGGUGCAUUCCCCCAAGAAGUAUUGUGCCGUCAACAUGAUGCCAGUAAAUAAACUGAUCAUAAAGCAAUGAUGGCUCUGCAAGAGAGCCCCGUCCCGAUUAAAAUAUUUUUAUGAGAACGGUUCAUUGAGUAGCUAACUGGCUGUUCCGCAGAUCAAGGUAUGGUGCUUUUGGAAUGACGCUGUUUCCUGACUGUCUCUUUUGUCACUGGCCAUUUGAUCUCAUAACUUCAGACAGAACCGACCAUUGGGGUAUAUUUGACAAAGGCAUCCCGCCCUUAGGAUGAACAAAUUACGGUUAAACUGUGAUCUCAAGAACACUAUUCUAUGUAAAAACCUUUUUCAUAAAUAAGAAUAGUAAACUCUAUCCAUAUGCCUGUACGUGAAAUAUACUUUUGUAUACAAUUAAUUUAAUGCACAAAGUAAAAUCAUAAAGAUCUGUGAAAAAGUAUCAAUUUCUCCUCUGUGACCAUAAAAAAGGUAGAACUUGCAGAGUUGGUCUCAUGAAAUUUGCUUCUUUUUAUAUAGCUGGUUGUUUUGAACAUAGGUUAAGUCCUUAUUACAGCUUUGUCGUUCUAUUAAUGUAAUUUAUUUGCUGUUGUGGUUUUCUUAAAUUACAGACACUCCAAAGAUAGUAUACAUGUUGGUGAACUUUUUUUUGAGAGGGGGGGAUGUGUUGUAAGUUUAGACUUGUCUUUUUUACUUGAAAAAAGCUGUGCAAUGUGUGUGUCUCCUCAGAAUGUUUAGCAGUAGAGAUGUGUUUGGGCUGGAUUGGUGCUGAUGAAAAUAGUGUCUGAUGAAGAAGCAGCUUCAACUACAAAAGGUUUUUAAAGGUGUCUGUGGAUGGCAAUUACAUGGAACAUUUGAAAUUUAUUCAUUUAAAAAAAAUAUAUAGAUAUGUUCAUGUGAUUUUUUUAGACCAGUCUCAGCAGUUGA
This is a messenger RNA of Scleropages formosus (Asian bonytongue), 2924 nucleotides long. RefSeq names its product zinc finger protein ZIC 4-like. The transcript has 2 exons. Gene Ontology annotation, molecular function: RNA polymerase II cis-regulatory region sequence-specific DNA binding; DNA-binding transcription factor activity, RNA polymerase II-specific. Lineage: Eukaryota; Metazoa; Chordata; Actinopteri; Osteoglossiformes; Osteoglossidae. Bases 356 to 1885 code for a protein of 509 amino acids. Gene Ontology annotation, biological process: regulation of transcription by RNA polymerase II. The record is from RefSeq and is a predicted model, not a curated record. Gene Ontology annotation, cellular component: nucleus.